AUGCUGGAUUCCAUGCUUGCAUCAUUUAUCACCAUUCUUCUUUUGGUCGAUGUCGACUUGUUGCCCAGACUCACGGUUCGCAUGAUGAUGAAGCUGUGGACAGUUAAUGAUGCAGAUCUUGAGCACAUUUCAUGGGUUUUCAAUGCCGCCUUUGAGUGCUUCAGCUGUCUAGGAAUAAGCUUUGAGGUCAGAGACGUGGAAAUUGGUAAGGGAUGA
Molecule: messenger RNA, 216 nt
Organism: Botrytis fragariae
Lineage: Eukaryota; Fungi; Ascomycota; Leotiomycetes; Helotiales; Sclerotiniaceae
Exons: 2
Coding region: 1-216 (71 amino acids)
Source: RefSeq, a predicted model, not a curated record